Messenger RNA from Myiozetetes cayanensis, 1887 nucleotides. RefSeq names its product DNA primase subunit 1 (gene PRIM1). Gene Ontology annotation, cellular component: alpha DNA polymerase:primase complex. The record is from RefSeq and is a predicted model, not a curated record. Gene Ontology annotation, biological process: DNA replication, synthesis of primer. Bases 418 to 1665 code for a protein of 415 amino acids. NCBI's taxonomy places the organism in Eukaryota, Metazoa, Chordata, Aves, Passeriformes, Tyrannidae. The transcript is spliced from 12 exons.
GAGCCCGCCGAGCCGCGGGCUCUGCCCCGGUCUGUGUCCCGGUCCCGGGGCUGCGCUGCGGCCGCUGCUGCGGGGAAUCCUUAACGGGAGCGGGGCAGCGCCCGGGGGGCUCCCGCACCGCUGCGCUGCCGCCCUGGGACCCCCCGGGCACCGGGACACCCCAGACACCCCCGGGACACCCCCAGACACCCCCGGGACACCCCCAGACACCCCCGGGACACCCGUCCCGGCAUCCAGCCGGACCCGGCGCGUCCCCGGGACAUCUCUGGACCCCGGGCCACCCCGGUCAUCCCCGGACUUCAUCGCGCCGGGAUCGCCCCGCAGCAUCCCCGGGACUCCCCCGGUGCCUCGUCCCGCCCCCGGGGCCGGACUACAUCUCCCGGCGGGCCCCGGGCCCUCCCGCGCUCCGCUCCCGCCAUGGCGCCCUUCGAGCCCGCGGCGCUGCCCGAGCUGCUCCCGGUGUUCUACCGGCGGCUCUUCCCGCACGGCCCCUACGGCCGCUGGCUCGGCUACGGCGGCGUGGUGAAGAACUACUUCCAGCUGCGGGAAUUCUCCUUCACGCUGCGGGACGACGUGUACGUGCGGUUCCAGUCCUUCAGCAGCCCCCAGGAGCUGGAGCGGGAGCUGCAGAAGAUCAACCCCUACAAGAUCGACAUCGGGGCCGUCUACUCCGUCCGGCCCAGCCAGCACAACACGGUGCGCUUGGGGACCUUCCAGCCGCAGGAGAAGGAGCUGGUCUUCGACAUCGACAUGACAGACUAUGACGACGUGCGGACGUGCUGCAGCUCAGCCGAUAUCUGCUCCAAGUGCUGGACGCUGAUGACCAUCGCCGUCCGCGUCAUCGACCGCGCGCUCACGGAGGACCUGGGCGUGAGGCAUCGCCUGUGGGUGUACUCGGGCCGGAGGGGUGUCCACUGCUGGGUGUGCGACGACGCGGUGAGGAAAUGGUCCCCAGCGCUGCGGGCGGCCACCGUGGAGUACCUGACCCUGGUGAAAGGCGGAGCAGAGACGGUGAAGAAGGUGAACCUCUCCUACCCCGUGCACCCCUUCAUCAGGCGCUCGGUGGCCGUGGUGGAGGAGUACUUCGAGGAGUACGCGCUGGCGGGGCAGGACAUCCUGGGCAGCCCCGAGCGGUGGGACAAGGUGCUGGCCCUGGUGCCGGAGGAGCACCGCGAGGCGCUGCGGGCCGAGUUCCCGCGCAAGAAGGACUCGGCGCAGCGCUGGGAGCUGCUGCGGGGCUGCAUGGAGCGCACGCGGGGCCGCGGCGCCGCGCCCUGCUACGCCGACUGGGAGAUCAUGCUGCAGUUCUGCUUCCCCCGCCUCGACAUCAACGUCAGCAAGGGCCUGGGACACCUGCUCAAGAGCCCCUUCAGCGUCCACCCCAGGACGGGCCGCGUUUCGGUGCCGCUGGACCUGCAGACGCUGGACCAGUUUGACCCGUUCGCCGUCCCCACCAUCACGUCCCUGUGCCACGAGCUGGACACGGCUGGCAGCGAUGGGGAGCAGGAGGACGGCGGGGAGACGGAGCCCAAGCGGCGGGCGAGGGACUACAAGAGGACGAGCCUGGCUCCCUACGUGAGGGUCUUCGAGCAGUUCGUGGAGGGCAUGGAGAGCGCCCGGCGGGGGGAGCGGCUGCGCCGGAGCGACCUUCAAGGAGACUUCUGAGGCCUUGCUGCCAGGGGUCCUGGAUGCAGGGAUGGCGAGGGACCGAUGGACUUUGUCACCUCUGUGCUUGUCAUUGUCACCUCCGCUACCCAUGGGGGUCCUGGUGCCUUGGAGCAGCCGACCUGCACCCGCUCCCUGUUUCUCACUCACAGCCCCUUCCACUUUUUGUACUCUUUUGUACCUUUUCUACAAAAAAACCAUUAAACCUUUCUGGUCACCCUU